Messenger RNA from Sapajus apella (tufted capuchin), 681 nucleotides. Its product is annotated as zinc finger protein 679-like. Gene Ontology annotation, biological process: regulation of DNA-templated transcription. The coding region runs from base 319 to 588 and encodes 89 amino acids. The transcript is spliced from 3 exons. The record is from RefSeq and is a predicted model, not a curated record. Lineage: Eukaryota; Metazoa; Chordata; Mammalia; Primates; Cebidae.
UCAGGGAAGAAAUCCUCUGCUUGUAAAGGCUGUAGCCUAGGCUGUUAAUUUUGCUUCAUUCAGCCCAGUGUCUGAUCAAGUUUUCUGUCACUCAGGGCCUGAAGGCUAAGUCCUGAAACCUUAUCCAAUCAGGGGCAGUAGAUUAGAAACUGUCCAAUCAAGUGCGCAGCUGGAGAGAACAGGAUGCUUCCGUAAUGUUGCCGGUCCUUUGUGUUUCUCCAUAUCCAGACUUCCAGUUCUUCUCUUCACCGCUCUGCGUCCUCUACUCCUACAGGCCAAGCCUCUGUGGCCCUGUGUCCUGCAGGUAUUCCCAGAUUUAUGGCUAAAAGACCAGGACCCCUUGGAAGCCGAGAAAUGGGCCUGUUGGCAUUCAGAGAUGUAGCCAUAGAAUUCUCUUUGGAGGAGUGGCAAUGCCUGGAUCAUGCUCAGCAGAAUUUAUAUAGAGAUGUGAUGUUAGAGAACUACAGAAACUUGGUUUCCCUGGGUAUUGCUGUCUCUAAGCCAGACUUAAUCACCUAUCUGGAGCAAAACAAAGAGCCCUGGAAUAUAAAGAGAAAUGAGAUGGUAGCUAAACACCCAGGUAAGUGAGAGUAAAAGAAGCAGGAUGACACAAAUGAGAGGCACAAAAGUCAAGGAGGAAUACAGUCCUUCAAAUGUGUUCUGGGGAACUGUGCUUCAGUG